CUAUCAAGAGAACAACCUCCUCCUGAAAAACCAACAGAAACAUUACAAGACUAAAACAAUGAACUCAGCAGCCAUCCUGUGCCUUGCUGUCUUGUUCUGUGCAGCAAUUGAAGGAUCUCCAAUGCCUGGCAAGGGUCGUUGCCAUUGCCUUGGAGACGGUGUCAACUUUAUUCAACCAAGACUCAUUGAGAAGUUAGAUGUGAUUCCUGCAUCAACGACCUGUGGCAACUUGGAGAUUAUUGUUACACUGAAGAACAGUGGAGAGCUGAGAUGCCUGAAUCCCAAAUCUAAGUUUGCACAGAAUUUCAUUAAGAAUGCAAAGAAAAGGUCCGAGCAGUAGACUUUAACAUCAACAAGAGAAGAACAACCUCAAAGACCCCAGAACAAAGACCAAACAGCCCUCCCAGAUACCUUAUAAAUGAGAAAUAUUUGUGAAUGUUGAACUUGUUUGUUCUGUGUUUUAAAUAACAAAACUUAAACCAAUGUAGAUAUGUACAAAUAUUGUGUUAUUUCAAACAUAAAAAAUGUCUUAACUGUUAUUUGUGUACAUAUAUUUGAGAGAGAAUUUUUUUUAAAUGGCUGAAAAUGGGUAAUUUCUGAAUUUCAAAUGUUGAGCAUGUUGUAAAUCUGGGUGUGAAAAUAUGUACUGUAUCUUUUAUCUAUGACUAAACAUUUAUUGUAUAAAUUGUAAAAUGUUCUGUACAAUUUUUUGUAAAUAAGUUAUUGUUUGAGGAUAUUCAUGUUCUUUGUUCAACCUUAUAAGUUCAA
This is a messenger RNA of Polyodon spathula (Mississippi paddlefish), 768 nucleotides long. RefSeq names its product C-X-C motif chemokine 11-1-like. The record is from RefSeq and is a predicted model, not a curated record. Gene Ontology annotation, cellular component: extracellular region. Gene Ontology annotation, molecular function: chemokine activity; CXCR chemokine receptor binding. The transcript is spliced from 4 exons. The coding region runs from base 59 to 340 and encodes 93 amino acids. Lineage: Eukaryota; Metazoa; Chordata; Actinopteri; Acipenseriformes; Polyodontidae. Gene Ontology annotation, biological process: neutrophil chemotaxis; inflammatory response; chemokine-mediated signaling pathway.